AUGGAAAACUCAAAGCUGGAAUCGACGCCUCCCUACGAGUCGCGGACGGAGAAGGAGGUUGAUAUCAAGGAGUUGAGAUACGGUGAGGCCGCCGAUGUCUAUGGAGACUCGGAGGCUGCCGAUCGAUAUGGUUAUGUCUCUCGAGGAUUGAAAUCGCGUCACAUUCAGUUCAUUGCUCUCGGAGGAACUAUUGGUACUGGUCUUUUCCUCGGUAUUGGACGUGCCCUUACUCAGGGUGGUCCUCUCAGUAUCCUACUCGGUUAUACCAUGACUGGUUUUGCGAUCUUUGGCAUGAUGAUGUCUCUUGGAGAAAUGGCAACCUGGCUUCCUCUUCCCGGUGCUAUCCCCCAGUUCUGCACCCGUUAUGUGGAUCCUGCCAUGGGCUUCGCUGUUGGAUGGAAUAACUGGUACCAAUGCUCCAUUACGCUCUGCGUCGAAAUUGCUGCUGCCUCCGUCAUCAUCCAGUUCUGGAACGGAGCAGUGCACAUCAACGUUGCCGCCUGGAUUUCUCUUCUCAUCGUUUUGGUUCUGUGCCUGAAUGUCUUUGCUGUCGCUGUGUACGGUGAAGCUGAGUUUAUUUUCGCCAGUAUCAAAAUCGUCACCAUUGUCGGCUUGCUUCUCCUUGCCCUCAUCAUCGACCUGGGCGGUGUCGAUGGUGACCGCCGGGGAUUUAGAUACUGGAAAAACCCCGGAGCGAUGAAUGUGUACAAGGGAGAGGGCGCGAAAGGGCGCUUCCUCGGUUGGUUCUCAACUCUCGUCAACGCUGCAUUUUCGUUCGGUGGCGUGGAGAUGGUGGCCUGCGCGGCAGGUGAGGCCGCAAACCCCAGACGCAACAUCCCCAAGGCUGUACGACGAGUUUUCUGGCGUAUCUUGUUUUUCUAUGUCCUUGGGUCCCUGGCAAUCGGUGUCCUCGUCCCGUUCAACGAUGAACGUCUUUUGGAUGCUCAGGAGAAGGAUGCGCCUGGUGGUGCUGCCUCCCCAUGGGUCAUUGCUAUCUAUCGCGCUGGCAUCCCGGCAUUGCCUUCGAUUAUUAAUGCUGUGAUCUUGACUUCUGCUUCUUCGUCCGCCAACGCUUUCUUGUACACUGGAAGCCGAUAUCUGUAUGCCCUUGCUCAAAGUGGACAUGCUCCAAGAUUCCUUUUGCAGUGUACCAAGUCUGGCGUGCCGAUUUACUGCGUCCUUAUCACCGCAAGUAUCUCGUUGAUCACAUACCUGUCUUGCACGGCCGGUUCCAACGUGGUGUUUAUCUGGUUCCAGAACCUAACCACAAUCGCCUCCCUUUUCACCUGGUGCUCAAUUUGCGUUGCCUAUAUCAAAUUCCACGCUGCACUAAAAGCCCAGGGCGUCGACCGCAAUACCCUGAUAUUCAAGACACCAUUCCAACCAUACACCGCUUGGGUGUCUCUCAUUUACUUCAGUAUUAUCAUUGUUUUCAAUGGUUUCUAUGCCUUCAUUCCAUUUUCUGCUCGCUCGUUUAUCACGGCAUACAUUGGUAUCCCUAUUUUCUUCGGCCUUUAUAUCUUUUGGAAGAUCUUCAAACGCACACCGUGUGUGUCUGCUGCCGACGCGGACCUCUUCACAGGAAAAGCUGCCCUGGAUGCCGUGGAGUGGCCAGCAGAAAACCCGCGAAAUUUACUUGAAAAGAUAUGGUUCUGGAUUGCAUAG
Messenger RNA from Ophidiomyces ophidiicola, 1665 nucleotides. RefSeq lists its product as uncharacterized. Gene Ontology annotation, molecular function: amino acid transmembrane transporter activity. The transcript has 5 exons. NCBI's taxonomy places the organism in Eukaryota, Fungi, Ascomycota, Eurotiomycetes, Onygenales, Onygenaceae. Gene Ontology annotation, biological process: amino acid transmembrane transport. The coding region runs from base 1 to 1665 and encodes 554 amino acids. Gene Ontology annotation, cellular component: membrane. The record is from RefSeq and is a predicted model, not a curated record.